CGGCUGCCAUGAUCUUUGGCAUUUGGCCCUUUAGCUGCCUACUGGCGGGCAGAGAGGGGCGGUGCCGGCCCGCCCCCUGUGACUACCGGUGGGUGAGGAGGCUCCGUCACUCCUCGCAGGGAUGGAGGUGUUAGGCGAGCAGCAGCAUGCUCUCACUUACUGACAGCGGGGAAAACCAACAAUGAGAGAAAUAUUUGGAGCUCGACAGAAUUGCGCCAUGCGCCGAGCGGGGUGUUGGUAGUGUGGCUGUCCCGCGAUGAGCCGCCGACCUCCGGACCGGGACAUGAGGGCAGCCUGGAUCCUGACCGUGAGCCUCAUCACCGCGCAGACUGCCGGAGGAUCCCCGCUGUUGUCCGACCCGGGGGUUUUUCUUGAAAAGUACGGCUACCUCCGUCCGGACCACCAUAUCCACAAUGCAGUAGAGAUGCAGUCAGCUGUCAGUGAGUUCCAGUGGUUGUCCCGGCUUCCUGUCACAGGCGAGCUGGACGUCGCCACCCUGAGGCAGAUGGCGGAGCCCCGCUGUGGCGUGUCGGAUGAGGGCAGCCAGAAGAUCUGGGCGCAGAGAGUAAACGCCGUCUUCACUGGAAAGCGUGCCGCCAUCAGAGGACCACAGCGCCGCAGGAGGAGCUCUGCUGGUCAAGGUGAAAAGUGGUUCAAACGUCAUCUGACCUACCAGAUAGUGAACUGGCCUCGCCAUCUGUCUCUGGGCUCUGUGCGGCUGGCAGUGCGCGCUGCCUUCCAGCUGUGGAGCAACGUGUCGGGCCUGGUGUUCCAGGAGGCCCACAAAGACCCCGCAGACAUCCGGCUGGCGUUUUACGAAGGAGACCACAACGACGGGGCCAGCAAUGCCUUCGACGGACCAGGAGGAACUCUGGCUCACGCCUUCCUGCCUCGUCGGGGGGAAGCCCACUUCGACAUGGCGGAGAGGUGGACGCUGAAUGGACACAAGGGACACAAUCUGUUCAUGGUGACCGCCCACGAGAUCGGACACACGCUGGGACUGGAGCACUCCCCGAUCCGCCACGCCUUAAUGUCGCCGUACUACAGGAAGCUCGGCCGCAGCCUGGUGCUGAGCUGGGAUGACAUCAUCGCUGUGCAGCAGCUGUACGGUAAGCCCUCAGGUGAUCGCCCUGUCAGACUGCCAGGCCAGGUUUUGCACGCCGCUCUGCAGGAGUGGGAGUUCACAGAGCUUCACGGCGGGCAUCAGACCGCAGGGCAGCCUCUCUACUGCCAGGGUGUCUUUGAUGCCAUCACUAUUGACCACAAUGGGACAGUGUUGGUGUUUCGGGGCGGUGUGUACUGGACGGUCUCGUCUGAAGGCGGUGUGAGCGGCCCGCUGCCUCUCCGCCAGCGCUGGUCCGACCUCCCCCCGGCCAUUGAGGCUGCUGCCUUCUCCCCGCUCGACUCCAAGUGGUAUUUCUUUAAAGGGAAGCGGAUGUGGCGCUAUACAGACAGUGUGCUGGACCCCGGCUUCCCCAAGAGGACCAGUGAUUUGGGGCUGCCUCACCACCCUGACUGCGCCUUUUACUACGCCCCUCUGGGUCACAUGGUCCUCUUUAAGGGCUCCCGGUACUCAGUGCUUAACCUCAAAACUCUGCACCAAGAGCCUUACUACCCCCGCAGGCUGAAAGACUGGAGUGGGGUCCCACAGGGGACCAAUGGGGCGCUGACCCGACCCGACGGACGCCUCUACCUGUUCAGAGAGCAGCGCUUCUGGAGGUUUGACCCGGUGAAGGUGCGCGUCACCAAGGAAGGCCAGUGGGCCAAGGAUCUGAGCUGGACUGGUUGCAGCAACGCUCCUCAGAGCAACAGCAUUCUUUGACCAGCAGAGGGAGCUGUGGGCUUUCAGAUGAAGUGCAAUUUGUUCAGAACACUUUGAUGUAAAGGUGAUAUUCGCUUUCACCACAAAACCUACAUUGCGUUUAAAUACAGCCGCGGAAAAAAUUAAUAGACCACUUCAGCAUUAUCAGUUUCCCUUGUUUUAUUUUUUAUAUGUACGUCUUUUGAGUUAAAGGAUUUUUGUUUUUUAUUGUAUUCUAUAACAUACUGGACAUUUUUCUCAACACACACUGUAAAGACUGCCAUACAUGUAGAUACAGAUUUAAGAACAAAUUGGAGCGAUUUCUUAAUGUUUUCCGUGGCUGUAUGUUGUUCAAAAUCAUAUCAUGAAGGGAUUAAACAAAACUAAUUCCCAUUGGUUUAUACAUUUUGAAGCAGAAAGUAUUUAUACUGCAGUGCAACAGCCAUACUGUACAUAGCUGUUAAACACAUCCUCAUGCAUACAGGUUGUAAGUAUGCUUUAAAAAACACCUUCUUUAUCUUGUAGCCUUUGCACACCGACAGAAAUAUUAAAAUAUUUGUGUUUUUUUUAUCAUUUCUUCUGCAAUGUCACUAACAUAUAUAACAUAUUGUAUAAAUGACUGAUACUUA
This is a messenger RNA of Eleginops maclovinus (Patagonian blennie), 2430 nucleotides long. It is a transcript of the gene mmp28, whose product is annotated as matrix metallopeptidase 28. The transcript is spliced from 8 exons. Gene Ontology annotation, biological process: collagen catabolic process; extracellular matrix organization; proteolysis. Gene Ontology annotation, cellular component: extracellular matrix. The coding region runs from base 257 to 1822 and encodes 521 amino acids. The record is from RefSeq and is a predicted model, not a curated record. Gene Ontology annotation, molecular function: metalloendopeptidase activity; zinc ion binding. Lineage: Eukaryota; Metazoa; Chordata; Actinopteri; Perciformes; Eleginopidae.